Molecule: messenger RNA, 1592 nt
Organism: Nelumbo nucifera (sacred lotus)
Lineage: Eukaryota; Viridiplantae; Streptophyta; Magnoliopsida; Proteales; Nelumbonaceae
Product: protein JINGUBANG-like
Molecular function (GO): protein binding
Source: RefSeq, a predicted model, not a curated record
CUUUUUAUUCCCUUGACUUUCUAUACCUGCAGGCAAUCCCCCUUCUCCUUCUGCAGAGAGAGAGAGAGAGAUGGCAACGUUAGAAUCUACUCCUUCACUCCCACAAGAAUCUAGUAAGAUGGGUGGUGGUGGUAGAUUGACAAAAACAUUGUUUAGAAGCAUUUCUAGUAAAGAGCCUUCCUUCUCGGAGCUACUCUUCUCUCCUGCUCGCUUAAGCACCAGCGACGUGGAUCCACCUAUUCCUUCAAUAUCCCCACUUUCUCCUUUACCUCCUUCCAUUGCUACCAAGCAUGAAAAGUUCCGAUCUACCCACCAGUGCAUCUCUUCCAUGCUGAAGAAGGACGGCCGGAUCCUGUCUAUAGCCGUCAUCAAUGGUCUUAUCUACACCGGCUCCGAGAGCAACUGCAUUCGCAUCUGGAAGCUACCUGAAUUCACAGAAUGCGGUCGACUGCAGACCAAAUCUGGCAUGGUGUGUGCACUUGCGGUGUCCAGCGAUCGGAUUUUCGCCGCCUACGCCGACUGCAAGAUUCGAGUGUGGCGCCGACUCUGGCAUGACAAGCCAUCCCAUGUUCGUAUUGCAACCAUCCCCAAGAUCGGAAGCUACGUUCGAAAUUACAUCACCGGCGGCAAAGACAAGAAAAUGAUGAAGCAUUUGGGUGCCAUAUCAUCGCUUGCGGUGAAUGCAUCCGAUGACCUCUUGUACUCGGCUUCUAUUGACAAGACAGUGAAGGUAUGGAGGAUUUCUGAUCUCAAAUGCAUCGAAACCAUCGAAGCACAUUCCGAACCCAUCAACGCUGUGGCAGUAGGAGAUGACGGUGUCCUCUACACCGCCUCGGAUGAUGCAACCAUCAGAGUGUGGCGACGGAAUUUCUGUAGCAGCGAUCGACCACACUCCCUAACCGUAACCCUCCCAGCCAAGAACUCCCCGGUGAAGGCACUGGCUCUGACCGCAGAUGGUGGGGUGCUGUAUGGUGGGUGCACAGAUGGGUAUAUCCACUACUGGCUCAAAGGCUGGCUGUCGGGCCAACUACAAUAUGGAGGGGCCCUCAGCGGGCAUAGUCACGCUGUGAUGUGUCUGAGCAGCGUGGCCAAUUAUGUGGUGAGUGGCUCGGCCGACUCGACCAGCAGGGUUUGGAUGAGAGAAAGAGAUGGUCAGCACACAUGUCUAACUGUGUUGCAAGGUCAUAGAGGGCCUGUUAAGUGCGUCAGCGCAUUCACUAGUGAUCGUGGAGGAGGAGGUGGAGCUGGGGAUUGUGAGGAUCGUUGCACCGUCUGCACUGGGAGCCUUGAUGGAGUCCUCAAGCUGUGGCAGGUCACUUGUAUUACCUCCACCAAUGUGGCUCGGAAUUCCAAGCAAUCUGGUCACGAUUACUUUGACCUCUAAGCACAAUGUACUUGUGUCCGUCUACGUCUACAUCUAGCCCGGCCUCGGCCUAUAACAAUGUUUUCCGUUUUUACUUGUACCCAAUUUUAUUUAUUACUUUGUUCUAACACCAACAGACAUAUAUACGUUUGUUAAUUUGUUGUAUACACUCUAUAGUUAGCUUAGUUGGUAAAACCAUGUAAGUAUAUUAUAUGUAUUCAUACCAGAA